Molecule: messenger RNA, 876 nt
Organism: Rhipicephalus microplus (southern cattle tick)
Lineage: Eukaryota; Metazoa; Arthropoda; Arachnida; Ixodida; Ixodidae
Source: RefSeq, a predicted model, not a curated record
GACCGGCGCGGUGACGUCUAAACAAGGCCGGCGACAUCGAUAGCGGCGGCACGUGCAAGUAGUCAAAAAACGACGAGAUGCCGAUCCGCGCAGCCUGGGGUGGUUCCUCGUCGGCCGCGUGCCCCUUGGCGGCGGGCUGCCUGCUACUCGCGCUGCUACUGCUGCAGCAGCCCAGCGCUGUGGAGCCGGCCAAGCGACUGGACUGCCGGGCUUUCUGCCGCCUCACGGGCUUCCGCUUCAAUGCGGGCCUCUGCAAGUGCGGCUACAUGCUAUUCGCCAGCAAGCGCUCGCAGCAGCCCACUCUGACUGCGGGCUACCUAGGCGGAGGCCAGGAUCCAAGUGAAGGUGGCGGAUACCGGAACAUACCGCCAGCUGACCGGUUCCAGUAUGAAGUCGCGGUUCCUUCACCCCUUGGGCGGCACUCAUCUGGCAGCAGUCAGGCUGUGUACGGAAGCCACCCUGGGUCGCAGUCCACUGACUCAGCCGACCCUGCCCACGUAACGGCGGCCAGGGCUGCUGCCGCGGCUCUCCUGGGACACAAGCCCGACGUUGGCCCUGACACGGAUGACUCUUAUUACCGCUGAUUGAGACUCGGGAACGUCAAGGGGAACUGAUAAGAGGCCUCGUUCAUCGAGGACCUGUAUCAAAAAGCAAGCCCUAUGAGCUGAUAGGCUUCACCAAUAUCUAGCGUGUGAGAAACUUGGAUUGAGAUUGACCACAUUGAGCAGUGGAUGAUUCCAUUCCAAAUCUUCCAUCUUGCAGUGAUAGCAUUGUCCACCAGUGCUCAAACGUGCCCUCAAGCCAACAUGUUCGCUCCGAAUGUCAUUUGUGAAAUAAAACGCAAGCAAAAAAAUUUUAAGCACGUUCUCACAGUAA